AUGUUUUCUUCGAAUCGAUGUCAGUUAACUUCAUUCUCGCACCCGAAAACAUCAGGAAGUCGUACAGAAGAAAAAGGUGCGUCUCGACAGGAGGAAUUUCUAUUCACCGUUUUUCUUCCCAUCCGUUCUUUCUUUCUUGUUAAGUUCCGGCAUGAUUUCCUUUUCUUUCAUUCUACGUUCUUCUCCGCAUUUCAUUUUUACUUUCUUAUUUUUUCUUUCUUUCUUAUUUUUCAUUCUUUUUCUUCGUUUCCAUUCUCUUUUUUACUUACUUUUUUCAUUUCUUUCUUUCUUCUCACUUUCUUUCUUUUGCUUUCUUUCUCUAGGAUCACAACUUGCUUCGUUUCAGGUAAUCUUUCUCUUUUAUUCUUUUUUUUAAUUUUCUUUUAUGUUUUCUUUAUUCUUUCAAGUUUUCUAUCACCUUCUCUCCUAUUUGUUUCUUUUUCUUCUUUCAUUAUCUUUCUUUUUUCGUUCUUCCGUCUUUCAGUUUUUUCAUUCGCUUUUACAUCUUUAUUCAACAUUUUCUAUUUAUUUUUUCUUUCUAUUUAUUCAUUCAUGAUUUCUUCCUUUCAUUCAGUCAUUGACUUGCUAUUCAUUUUUUCUUUCUUUUCUUUUUCAAUAUGCAUUUCUUCAUUCCAUUUUCCUCGCGAUUAA
Messenger RNA from Acanthosepion pharaonis, 651 nucleotides. The record is from the annotation of a GenBank genome assembly. NCBI's taxonomy places the organism in Eukaryota, Metazoa, Mollusca, Cephalopoda, Sepiida, Sepiidae.